Messenger RNA from Peniophora sp. CBMAI 1063, 1341 nucleotides. The record is from the annotation of a GenBank genome assembly. Lineage: Eukaryota; Fungi; Basidiomycota; Agaricomycetes; Russulales; Peniophoraceae.
AUGCCGGAUAUCUCCGUCAAAAGCCAGAUAUUCGAUCUCGCGUUUCACCCUACCUCCUCGGUCGUCUACACCGCGCAUCUGACUGGCUCGAUCCACUCUUUCGCCUAUGACGAUGCUACGGGAGACUCGACGGCUGGCUUCACUCUCCGACCGACGAAACGCUCUGUACGAGCUCUGGCUUUAUCGCCCGAUGGUGGAAAGUUGUACGCUGCGGGGAAGGCCAAGGCGAUCCACACGAUAGAUACGACAACCGGGACCCAGAUCUCCAACUUGUCUUCGGCACACAACGCCCCAAUCAACUGCAUGCUACACUGUACACCCCAACUUCUCGCGACUGGCGACGACGACGGUGUCAUCAAACUCUGGGAUCCGCGCAUACUCUCAGACGCGAGCAAGCCGACGCGGGAGUAUACCCAUCACUUCGACUUCGUCAGUGAUUUCUUGUGGUUGGAGGAUAAGAAGCAGUUGGUUGCAACCAGCGGAGAUGGAACGCUCAGCGUCAUGGAUGUACGAGCUAAGAAGAUCGAGCCGUUCGCGCAUAGCGAAGAUCAAGAAGACGAGCUACUCUCAAUUCUACCAAUACGAGGUGCAACAAAGUUUGUAGUAGGCACCCAACUCGGCGUCCUAUCCAUAUUCUCCCGUCAAAAAGGCUGGGGCGACUGCGUCGAUCGUAUCCCGGGCCACCCACAUAGCGUCGAUGCGCUGUGUGCCUUGCCCUCAUCAUACCCGUCUUCGACAAACACGAUUCUCACCGGUUCCUCGGACGGACUCCUGCGCGUCGUAGAGCUGUUUCCUACGAAGCUUGUGGGAGUCGUAGCGGAUCACGGCGAGUGGCCUAUUGAGCGGAUCAAGAUUGAUCGGGGCGGCGAGGGAAGAUGGGUGGGGAGUGUUGGUCAUGAGGAUGUACUCCGGAUGACGGAUCUGAGGGAGGUGUUUGAGGAUGAGGAUGGUGAAGAGGGAGAUGCGGAUGCGAGAGAGGACGAGAGCGAAGAAGAAGAGGCUGGCGAGAGAGAAGAUCAGUUCGCUUCGCCUCGGCGACAAGUUGUCGCGCCGUCCGCGCUCGACGCCGAUUCGUCUGACUCCGACUCUGAGUCGGACGAAGACACCGCGACCGCUGCUGCUCCAGCCACCGCCAUCGAUCCUGACGUUGACUCGGAUGACGAAGAGGCACCUCCAGUCGCGGAAGAAGAGCCACAAGCGGAUGCGGACUCGGACUCGGAUGAAGGCGUGAAAGAACGAGUGAAGAAGCGCAAGAAGAAAGACAAGCUCUCGGGACGGGUUGCGAAGAAGGGUAGGAACGACGUCGAUGUAGCUGAUAAAGGGUUCUUCUCUGGGCUAUAG